Cicer arietinum (chickpea) is the source of this 2582-nucleotide messenger RNA. RefSeq names its product glycerol-3-phosphate dehydrogenase SDP6, mitochondrial. Lineage: Eukaryota; Viridiplantae; Streptophyta; Magnoliopsida; Fabales; Fabaceae. Gene Ontology annotation, molecular function: glycerol-3-phosphate dehydrogenase (quinone) activity. The record is from RefSeq and is a predicted model, not a curated record. Gene Ontology annotation, biological process: glycerol-3-phosphate metabolic process. Gene Ontology annotation, cellular component: mitochondrion.
CGAUUGAAUUUGAUUCAAUAUGUAUAACCUCUCUCUCACACUUUCAACUUUCAACGCCACACACACUCGUCACAACUCGUGAUUCCACCGAACCACGACUCCAUAUUCUUAAAAAACCGUUUACUCCUUCAAUUUUAACUUAUUUUUAUAUUUUUAUAUUAUUAAUUAAUUACUCACCGUUCUGCCACCGCGCUUAUCCCAAUCGUAUAAACGUUCUUUUCUACUACCGCCAUGACUAGAAUGAGAAUGAGAAAUAUUAGCACCGUCGUCGGUGCAGCUAUCGUCACCGCAUACGGCGGCGCUGUGAUCAUUAACAGUCCUUCAAUUUCCGCCAACGAUUACGGAGGCGGUUCACGUCUCGAGGCUCUCCGGAAGAAGCUUCACGCUCCGGACGCUGUUGUUCCGUCGAGAGAGACGCAGCAGUCGGCGCUUAUGGCCGCUACCAAGGCGAAUCCUCUCGACGUUCUUGUAAUCGGCGGUGGUGCCACUGGUACCGGCGCCGCACUUGAUGCCGUGACUCGCGGACUCAAGGUUGGGCUUGUGGAACGGGAGGAUUUCGCUUCCGGAACUUCGUCGCGAUCCACGAAGCUUCUUCAUGGAGGUGUUCGUUACUUGGAGAAAGCCGUCUUUAACCUUGACUAUGGACAAUUCAAGUUAGUACUUCAUGCACUAGAGGAGCGUAAACAUGUUAUUGACAAUGCACCACACCUAUGCCACGCUUUGCCAUGCAUGACACCAUGUUUUAACUGGUUUGAAGUAGUGUACUUCUGGAUGGGCUUGAAAAUGUACGAUUUGGUUGCAGGAAGACAACUGCUGCACUUAUCAAGAUAUUAUUCCACAAAAGAAUCUGUUGAGCUCUUUCCCACUCUAGCAAGGGAGGGAAAGGAUAGAAGUCUAAGGGGCACAGUUGUUUAUUAUGAUGGGCAGAUGAAUGAUUCGCGGCUUAAUGUUGGAUUGGCUUGCACUGCUGCUUUAGCUGGUGCGUCAGUGCUGAACCAUGCAGAAGUGGUAUCCUUACUGAAGGAUGAUGCUGGAAAACGGAUAAUUGGAGCACGAAUUCGAGACAAUUUAACUGGUGAGGAGUUUGAUACAUAUGCAAAAGUGAUUGUGAAUGCAAGUGGGCCAUUUUGUGACGCUUUAAGGAAAAUGGUCGACAAAAAUGCAAAAGAAAUGAUUUCUCCUAGCAGCGGUGUACAUAUUAUACUCCCUGAUUACUAUUCUCCUGAGGGAAUGGGCUUAAUUGUUCCUAAAACUAAGGAUGGCCGUGUCGUUUUCAUGCUUCCAUGGCUGGGACGAACCAUUGCUGGAACUACAGAUUCUAGUACUAACAUUACAUAUCUUCCAGAACCACACGAAGAUGAAAUACAAUUUAUAUUGGACGCAAUCUCUGAUUACCUUAAUGUUAAGGUCCGCCGCGUUGACGUUCUUUCUGCUUGGAGUGGCAUUCGCCCAUUAGCAGUGGAUCCAACAGCAAAAAGUACUGAGAGUAUCUCAAGAGAUCAUGUUGUCUGUGAGGAUUACCCUGGUUUGGUCACCAUCACUGGUGGCAAGUGGACUACCUAUCGUAGCAUGGCUGAAGAUGCUGUUAACGCGGCUAUAAAGUCUGGACAGCUGACCCCCUCCAAUGGAUGUGUGACCAACAAUCUCUGCAUUGUCGGUGGUCAAGGGUGGGAGCCUUCUUCUUUUACAGUUCUUGCCCAACAGUAUAAGCGCAUGAAAAGUACACAUAGUGGUAAAGUGGUUCCCGGGGAAAUGGACUCUGCGGCUGCAAAGCAUUUGUCACAUGCAUAUGGAACAUUAGCUGAGCGUGUGGCUGCCAUUGCUCAGAAUGAAAGUUUGGGCAAGCGACUGGCCCACGGUUACCCAUAUCUGGAGGCAGAGGUAGCCUACUGUGCUCGUAAUGAAUAUUGUGAAUCCGCUAUCGAUUUCAUUGCAAGGAGGACUCGUCUUGCUUUCCUUGAAACUGAUGCAGCAAGAAGGGCAUUGCCUCGUGUGAUUGAAAUCUUGGCAAAUGAGCACAAAUGGGACAAUUCAAGGCAGAAAGAAGAGUUGCAGAAGGCUACCGAAUUUUUGAAGACAUUUAAAUCCUCAAAUAAUGCCCAGUUUCAUGAUGGGAAGCACAGUUAAUUGAAGACUUGAAGGAGAAGAAAGUUUUUACGUGACAAACAUUUUGGUAUUCAUUUCCACUGAUCAAUUGGUGACUAUGCUCGCCAUAGAGAGUGGCUACAGACAUAUUUAAAAUCAACUUUUACACAAAUUUGUCUCACAUUUGCCUGCAAAAAUAACGUCAACUUUUAUACAAAUUUGUCUUACAUUUGCCUGCAAAAAUAACGUUGGCAAGUUGGAUAGAUUGUUUUGCACAGUUACCUGCCAAAAUAAUUUUGUUGAGAUUGAUUGGAUUUUGCACCUCUGCCAAAGUUGUCCAUGAGAUAAGGACUUGAGGGUUGUGUUUUAGUUUGCCUCUCUGAUUUUGGCAUCUCGUUUUCCUUUUCUCUACAAUAUUUGAUAUUUAUCUAUUUAUGUAUUGACAAUGAGUUAUAAAAAAUCUUCUUAAGUGAAGGAGUUCUUCAUGGUACUUUUUA